UGGAUUUUCUCCUAUUUGGUCAUAUUCAAAACUAUAAAAAUGAGAAGCAACAAGUAAAAAAUUAAAGUAUUACACAAUCAAUAAUGGAGUUUUGUAUCUGCAAUUGCAUUCUCACUUUCUGUCUUCCCUUCUUCUACUUCUUCAUUUGGAAGCUUACAUUGAAGCCGAUAACUAUGUCCAAACUACCUCCGGGACCAAAGCCUCUGCCGCUCAUCGGAAAUCUCUUGGAUCUCGGCAACAAGCCUCACAAGUCGCUCGCCGCCAUGGCUAAGGUACAUGGUCCAAUUAUGAGUCUGAAACUCGGACGAGUUACAAUCGUCGUGGUUUCUUCUUCCGCCAUGGCUAAAGAGGUCCUACAAACCAACGAUCAGUUUUUGUGUAACAGAGCCAUUCCAGAUGCGCUGAAAGCUCACGGCCAUGAUGAAACCGGAUUUGCAUGGAUUUCUGUUUCUCCUCUCUGGAGGAAGUUUCGCAAAAUUUGCAACAAUUUGUUGUUCGCCGGAAAAAUUCUGGAUGCGAACGAGAAUCUUCGUCGGAAGAAAGUGGAGGAGCUUGUGGAGAUUGUUCGGGAAAGCGCGUUGAAAGGCGAGGCAGUGGAUGUAGGGAGGUUAGUGUUUGCGACUACGUUGAAUCUACUCUCCAACACAGUUUUCUCUGUUGAUUUAGCAGAUCCGAAUUCUGAAUUAGCAAGAGAUUUCAAGAAGUAUGUGUCGGGAAUGAUGGAAGCAGCUGGAAAACCAAAUUUGAGCGAUUAUUUUCCUGUGUUUAAGAAGCUUGAUGUUCAAGGAUUGAGGAAGAGCAUGGAGAUUCAUAUGGGAAAUGUCUUGAAUUUUUUAGACUCAAUGAUUAAACAGAGGAUGAAACAACAAGAAUUGAAUCCUGAUUCUGUUCCAAACAACGAUAUGUUGCAUUAUCUUCUCAAUUACGAAGAGAUUCAAGCCGAAAUCAAUCAGAAUCAAAUGCAACAUUUACUACUCGUUCUGUUCUCAGCCGGCUCAGAUACAACUGCAUCGACAGUGCAAUGGGCAAUGGCGGAGCUACUGAGGAAUCCAGAGAAAUUAAAGAAAGCUCAAAAGGAAAUCAGGAAAGUUUUAGGGAAGAACAAAGCAAUGGAGGAAUCGGACAUUCCGAGGCUGCCAUAUCUGCAAGCGGUGGUGAAGGAAACUUUCCGAUUACAUCCAGCGGCUCCGUUGUUGCUACCGCGUAAGGCGCAACAAGAAGUGGAAAUUGGAGGCUUCACAAUCCCUAAAGACGCUCAAAUUAUGAUAAAUGCAUGGGCGAUCGGAAGAGAUCCGAGGAGGUGGGAGAAUCCGGAAUCGUUCGAACCGGAGAGGCUUUUGGGAUCGGAAAUAGACGUAAGAGGGCGGAGCUUUGAGCUUAUUCCGUUCGGCGGAGGGAGGAGGAUUUGCCCGGGACUGCCAUUGGCGAUGAGAAUGUUGUAUUUGAUGUUGGGUUCUUUAAUUAGUUUCUUCGAUUGGAAGGUUGAAGAUGGAGUUGAAGUGAACAUGGACGAUAAAUUUGGCAUCACCGUGGAGAUGGCCCAUCCACUCCGAGCCAUCCCUUCACUACCGAUUUAGAAUAAUUUCGUAGGAGCGAACUUAUGAAAACUAACUUUGUACUACGUGUGUUCUAUCACGUUUUAUAAGGUAUAACGUGUUAGGGAUGAUGUUUGUCGGAACCAACGCGAGGCUCAUCUCUAUCUAUAUUUUUCUCAUGCAGUAAAACUAAUAAUAAAGUGUGACAAGUGAAAGUUGUCGCUA
This is a messenger RNA of Benincasa hispida (wax gourd), 1760 nucleotides long. Its product is annotated as geraniol 8-hydroxylase-like. Lineage: Eukaryota; Viridiplantae; Streptophyta; Magnoliopsida; Cucurbitales; Cucurbitaceae. Gene Ontology annotation, molecular function: iron ion binding; oxidoreductase activity, acting on paired donors, with incorporation or reduction of molecular oxygen; heme binding. The record is from RefSeq and is a predicted model, not a curated record.